AUGUGUCUUUCUCCAACAUGUGUCAUCCAAAUGCAGGUUUUUUCAUAGUUCUUCUCUCUAACCCCUGUUAACUCCAUUUUCAAGUUCAACAACGGACCAAACAUGCUGAAUCCGAGGUAUGCCACCCUUUUCAACUUACCCCUUUUUCUUGCAUCAUCAUCAUCGUCAUCAUCAUUGUCCACCACCUUCCUCGUUUUUUUCCCCUCUACGAGGUUUUAUGGUCGUGGCAAUCGCAAAAAAUUUCAGAACUGCAAAAAAGCUGAGAACUUUUCUACCGUUGAUGAUGCCGUGGCUUCCUUCAAUCUCCUCCUUCAUGCACUUCCACCGCCACCCAUUGUGGAGAUGAAUAAGGUUUUGGGAGCAAUUGUGAGGAUGAGACAGUAUCGCACUGUUGUUUCUCUUUGUGCUAGGUUGGAACUCAAGGGAACCCUUAACCCAUCUCUUGUCACUAUGAGCAUCUUGAUCAACUGUUUCUCCCAUUUGGGUCAAAUAGGGUUUGCUUUUUCAGUAAUGGGUUGUAUUCUCAAGAGGGGUUUUGAGUUGGAUAGGCUAACACUUACCACACUCAUGAAAGGGUUGUGCUUGAAAGGUUUGACUAGAAAAGCUCUUGACUUGCAUGAUGAUUCUGUGUCCAAAGGUUUCAGGUUUGAUGAGGUUUGUUAUGGGACAUUGAUCAAUGGUUUGUGUAAAACUAGUCAAACAAGAGCUGCCAUUGAGUUGUUGAGAAAGAUGGAGAGGCUAGGACUUGGUCCUAAUUUAGUCAUGUACAAUACAGUUGUUGAUGGUUUGUGCAAAGAUGGACUUGUAACUGAUGCUUGUGGAUUGUGUUCUGAAAUGGUUGCCAGGGGAAUUUCUCCUGAUGUUUUCACUUACAAUUCUCUAAUUCAUGGUUUCUGUGGUGCUGGUCGGUUUCAAGGAGCGGUUAAGUUGCUGAAUGAAAUGAUACAAGGAAAGAUUCAGCCAGAUGUUUAUACCUUUAAUAUAUUGGUUGAUGCAUUGUGUAAACUAGGGAUGGUCAAUGAAGCUCACAAUGUGUUUGCUAUGAUGAUUAAAAGAGGUUGGAAGCCUGAUGUUGUUAGUUACAACGCUUUGAUAAAUGGUUAUUGUUUAAGAAAUAGUGUCAAUGAGGCUAAAGAAGUAUUCAAUAAGAUGGCUGAAAGAGGUCACUCGCCUAAUGUUAUCAGUUAUAGUACCUUGAUUAAUGGAUAUUGCAAGAUCAAAAUGGUGGAUGAAGCCUUGAUGCUUUUAACAGAAAUGCAUCAGAAAAAAUUGGUUCCUGAUACUGUAACUUAUAAUUGUCUUCUUGAUGGUUUGUCCAAAUCGGGAAGAAUCAUGUAUGAGUUGGACCUAGUUGAGGCAAUGCGUGCUAGUGGUCAAGCCCCUGAUUUAAUCACUUACAAUAUAUUGUUAGAUGAUUAUCUCAAACAUGGGUACCUUGACAAGGCAAUUGCCUUAUUUCAGCACAUUAUUGACAUGGAAAUUUCUCCAAAUAUACGCACAUAUAAUAUACUUAUUGAUGGUCUUUGCAAAAGUGGAAGACUAAAGGCUGCACAAAAUAUCUUUCAACUUCUUUCUGUGAAAGGUCAUCCAAAUAUCCGAACAUAUAACAUUAUGAUCAAUGGGCUUUGUAAAGAGGGUCUGUUAGAUGAAGCAGAGGGCUUACUUCUGAAAAUGGUAGACAAUAAUUGCCCUCCUAAUGCUGUAACUUUUGAUCCCAUAGUUCGUGCUCUUCUAGCAAAAUAAUGAGCAUUGUUAGGGAAAAGAAACUUGUUCAUAUGACAAGAAAUAUACAAAGGUUGGGUACAACAGAAGGUUUGGUUCUGCUGGACUAAAAUCUUGGCUCACAAUGCUGUUAACCUCUGGCUCUUGUUCCAACAGCAAUUGGUAGGCGGAAUUUCUUCCUCCAGGGAAGUUAGAUUUUAUCAAUUAUAAUAAUUUGCUCACCUUUUCUUCCAUUCCAAACAAUCAGGUUGGUGGAUCUCUAAAUAUAUCCUUGACAGCUUAAAUUAGGUAUAUAGUACCCCUUAAAUCUAAAUCAUUUGUUGUUUUGCCUAUUUUUUCAUUAUUUUGAUUUUUUUUUCAUAUCUAUUAUUCAAUUUGAUCUAAAGACCUAAUUUAUUUUUUGUUGGGGCAUUCUGUUAGGCAUGAGCCUCAGCAACAGAAUAUGGUUUGGAAGGUGUAUUCACGGUGGAAUAAAGUGCACUACCUAUUGCCUCAAAUCCAAUGUUUCAUGAGAGGACUAAAAGCAUUGAAAUAAAUUGUCAUUUCAUUAGAGAGAAGAUCUUAUCUGGAGACAUCUAUCACUCACUUAGUUAAUUCAAAUAAACAUCUUACUGAUAUUUUCACCAAGUCCUUGAGAAGUCCCUGGAUAAGUUAUAUAUGUAAC
Molecule: messenger RNA, 2386 nt
Organism: Gastrolobium bilobum
Lineage: Eukaryota; Viridiplantae; Streptophyta; Magnoliopsida; Fabales; Fabaceae
Product: putative pentatricopeptide repeat-containing protein At1g12700, mitochondrial
Exons: 2
Coding region: 103-1743 (546 amino acids)
Molecular function (GO): protein binding
Source: RefSeq, a predicted model, not a curated record